CCCUUUUUGAUUCACAAACUAUUAUUAAAGAUCCAAAACAAAAUUUAAAAGCUUAAAGCUUUCUCCAAGAACAAGAAAGGUUAUUAUAGCUUAAACCCACCAAGCUUCAAGACAAGCACAACAACAAAAAAAUGGCUUUUCUGAGAAGUUUAUUGGGGGAUAAGCAAAUAAUGCGAAGGUCAUCAUCAUCGCCGUCGACACCAAGAGGAUUCAUGGCGGUUUAUGUUGGGGAGAACGAUCAAAAGAGGAAGAGAUAUGUGGUGCCUGUAUCAUACUUAAACCAGCCUUUGUUUCAAGAACUGUUGAGUAAAUCAGAGGAGGAGUUUGGUUUUGAUCAUCCUAUGGGGGGCUUAACCAUACCAUGCCAUGAAUCUUUGUUCUUCACAGUCACAUCUCAGAUUGGAUGAAUUACACAAAGAGCAUUCCUUGGUCUUAGACAAAGUUACAUUAAUUAUGUAGAGAUAUUUUAGAUGAUCAGUUCCCCUGGAAAUAUAUUGUACAACUGUUUCCGUGAGAGGAAUAUACAUACAUAGAGCGUGCUUAU
This is a messenger RNA of Capsella rubella, 544 nucleotides long. Its product is annotated as auxin-responsive protein SAUR15. The record is from RefSeq and is a predicted model, not a curated record. The coding region runs from base 132 to 407 and encodes 91 amino acids. The transcript has a single exon. Gene Ontology annotation, biological process: response to auxin. Lineage: Eukaryota; Viridiplantae; Streptophyta; Magnoliopsida; Brassicales; Brassicaceae.